Molecule: messenger RNA, 2268 nt
Organism: Gallus gallus (chicken)
Lineage: Eukaryota; Metazoa; Chordata; Aves; Galliformes; Phasianidae
Product: LWamide neuropeptides-like
Exons: 1
Coding region: 1-1056 (351 amino acids)
Source: RefSeq, a predicted model, not a curated record
AUGGGGUCCCUGCUCUGGAUUAUGGGCACCUCAACGCGGAUUAUGGGCUCACAGCUCAGAUUAUGGGCACUCCAACCUGGAUUAUGGGCAUUUCAAGCUGGAUUAUGGGAUCACGCUCUGGAUUACGCACCCACAUCCCAGAUUAUGGGCACCCCAACCUGGAUUAUGGCGUCACACCCUGGAUUAUGGGCAUCUCAACCUGGAUUAUGGGAUCACACUCUGGAUUAUGGGCCCACAUCCCGGAUUGUGGGGUCACACCCUGGAUUAUGGGCGCCCCAAUCCGGAUUAUGGGGUCACACCCUGGAUUAUGAGCACUCCAACCCGGAUUAUGGGCAUCUCAACCCGGAUUAUGGGCCCCCCAACCCGGAUUAUGGGCAUCUCAACUUAGAUUAUGGGCUCACACCCUGGAUUAUGGGCACUCCAACCCGGAUUAUGGGCAUCUCAACCCGGAUUAUGGGCACCUCAACCGGGAUUAUGGGGUCACACCCUGGAUUAUGGGCACUCCAACCCGGAUUAUGGGCAUCUCAACCCGGAUUAUGGGCACCCCAAUCCGGAUUAUGGGGUCACACCCUGGAUUAUGGACACCCCAACCCAGAUUAUGGGCAUCUCAACCCGGAUUAUGAGGAUACUCCUGGAUUAUCCAUCCAUCUUCUCGAUAAAGGGCAUCCCCCCCCCCCCCGGAUUAUGGGUAUUUGCACCCGGAUUAUGGGCAGCCCAAGCCCAGAUUAUGAAGAGGCCCCUGGAUUAUGGGGCCUCACUGUGGAUUAUGAACACUACAAAGCUGGAUUAUGGGCCUCACUCUGGAUUAUGAACACUACAAAGCUGGAUUAUGGGAUCCUCCUGGAUUACGAGCCCCCCCCUUUGGACUGUGGGGCUCCAAUCCCAGAUUAUGGGUGCACCAUUCCCAGAUUACGGGGUCCUCCUGGUUUCUGUGACUCCAAAUGCAGAUUAGGGGGACCCCCCCAUGGGAUUAUGGUCAUUUCAUCCCUGGAUUUCGGGGUUCAGCCCCAGAUUAUGGCAUUCCCUGGAUUAUGGCACACUAAAUCUGGAUUAUAAAACACUACGUCCGGAUUAUGAGACUGAAUCCCGGAUUAUGGGGAUCCCUCGGAGUGUGGAUCCCUAAUCUGAGAUUAUGGGCCUCUAAUCUGAAUCUAUAGGCCUCUAAUCCCAUCUUUUGGGACUCCCAUCCCAGAUUAUGGAGGUCUAAUCCCAUAUUAUGGGUCUCUAAUAUGGGAUUAGGGGAUCGCAAUCCCAGAUUAUGGGGUUUCCCCCAGAUUAUGGGCCUCUAAUCUCGGGUUCUGGGACUCCCAUUAGGAAUUACGGCACUGUAGUCUUGUAUUAUGGGGUGUAUCCCCAUAUUAUUGGUCUUCAAUGUGGGAUUAGGGGAUUGCAAUGCCAGAUUAUGGGGUUUCCUUACAUAGUAGGUCUGUAAUAUAGGAUUACGGGACUCUAAUCCCAUAUUAUGGGCCUCUAAUCCCAUAUUAAGGCUCUCUAAUCCCACAUUAUAGACUGUAAUCCCAGAUAAAGGCUCUCUAAUCCCGUACUAAGGGCCUUUAAUCCCAUAUUAUGGACUGCAAUCCCAGAUUAAGGGUCCCUAAUCCCAUAUUAAGGCUCUCUAAUCCCACAUUAUGGAUUGUAAUCCCAGAUUAAGGCUCUCUAAUCCCGUAUUAUGGUCUGUAAUCCCAGGUUAAGAGUUCCUAAUCCCAUAUUAUAGGCUGUAAUCCCAGAUUAAGGCUCUCUAAUCCCAUAUUAUGGGCUGCAAUCCCAGAUUAAGGCUCUCUAAUCCCAUAUUAUGGGCUGCAAUCCCAGAUUAAGGGUCUCUAAUCCCAUAUUAUGGGCUGCAAUCCCAGAUUAAGGGUCCCUAAUCCCAUAUUAUGGGCUGUAAUCCCAGAUUAAGGGUCCCUAAUCCCAUAUUAUGGUCUCUAAUCCCAGAUUAAGGCUCUCUAAUCCCAUAUUAUGGUCUCUAAUCCCAGAUUAAGGGUCUCUAAUCCCAUAUUAUGGGCUGUAAUCCCAUAUUAAGGGUCUCUAAUCCCAUAUUAUGGGCUGUAAUCCCAGAUUAAGGCUCUCUAAUCCCGGAUUAAGGACCAUAAUCCCGGAUUAUGGGAUCUCCCCACAAAACCACAGCAGCGUUGGGUCCCAAUUUCUUUAUUUUCCACCCCAAAAAUUGAACCCCCCCCCCCCCCCCAAAAAAAAGGCAAAAAACCCCAAAAUCGGUAAAAGCGCCGUUUGUACAGAAGUGCAAUUUUCAAAGAAAAGCUCCAAAAUGAA